This is a messenger RNA of Macaca mulatta (Rhesus monkey), 4808 nucleotides long. RefSeq names its product junctophilin 4 (gene JPH4). Gene Ontology annotation, biological process: regulation of synaptic plasticity. The record is from RefSeq and is a predicted model, not a curated record. NCBI's taxonomy places the organism in Eukaryota, Metazoa, Chordata, Mammalia, Primates, Cercopithecidae. Gene Ontology annotation, cellular component: plasma membrane; endoplasmic reticulum membrane; junctional membrane complex.
UUCCUGCCUGGAUCUCUAUACCCACGCCUGCCCUUCCCUCUGCAGAGCUUUCUCCCUCCCUUCACGAGCCUUAUUUCUCUCUCUCAGUCUCCAUAUCUAUUUCUUUCCCCCUUCUUCCCUCCUCCCCUGCUUCUCUCCUCCUUGUCAUCCCUCCCCAGCCCCCGAAUGGGUCUCCCCGCCUUCCUCCCUCUCAGGCUGCAUCUCCCCCCUCCUUAGUGCUCACCCCUGCACCUCUUUCUUUGUAUUCUUCUCACCCUCUCUCAGCCUCGCCAGCAUCUCUCCUCCCCCGCCCGGCUUCGGCCUCCCCCUGCCUCCCCAUCUUCAACUCAGUCUCCUCCCCCUCGCUCCUCUUCCCUCCCCUCCGCCUCGCCCCACUCCUAGCCCGCAUGCCAGGAUUUCUCUCCUCCCUGGGGGUCUCAGUGCAUCUCCUUCUCCUCUCUGCCUGCCUCCUCCCUCACCGAAGGGUUAGCGGACACCCAUCCUUUUCUGCUUGGGGACCCCACCACCACCCGCAUCACUGCCUCUAUCUCUUCUUCACCAUAUCCUCCUCUACCCACCCUCUUCUCUUUUCUUUUCUCCCUGCCCCUUUAAAUCUGCCUGGCCCAGCCUCCCCCGUGAUGCUGGGAUGGAGCAAACAUUGAUUUGUGCUGGGAUGGAAUCGGAAUUUUGAUUUAUUUUUCCUCUCCCAACCAUAAGAAGAAAAAAAUAAUAAAAACACCCCCUCUUGAUAGCCCCCUCCCCCUUUGCAUCCAGCUCCCAGCUCUUCUUCCCUAUCUCCAUCCAAGGCAGAUUUUUUCCCCUACACUAUUCUCAUCUUCCCCCACCCCUGCCACUACCUCGCCCCCCCCACCCAGCCUGCUCCUCCAGCGGGGAGAGAGGGGACUCUCCGGACUCCCCCACCUUUCCUCUCUGGGUUGGAGCAGUCUCUCCGGAAGGGGAGGGGGCUUGGCUUGUCCGGGCGAGGUGGGAGUGGAGCUAUCCUGCCAUGGAUGCUGUGCCGGGGAGGCAGCCUGAGCCCCAGCCCACAUGAGACGCCGAAGAACCGGGACAGAGGGGUCCUGACAGCAGCCAGGGAAACGGGUGCCCUACGAUUCUGCCCAGCCCCCUCUCAGGACCCCCAAACUGCCAUCCACACUCGACACUUCGGGGUUCUAGCCACUCAGGAUGAGGGUCCGGCCCUGCCUGCCCUCGCUGGGGCCCCCCCGCCCGGCCCCGGUCUAACUGCCCCCGCCCCCAGACCUCGCCCGGCUCCAAGGCCCCCAGCCGGCUCUCCAGCCCCAGGAUGCGCUGAGCCGCCGGGGGGCUGAGGCCGCGCCAACUACAUGCAUGUCCCCCGGGGGCAAGUUCGACUUUGACGACGGGGGCUGCUACGUGGGGGGCUGGGAGGCGGGGCGGGCACAUGGCUACGGCGUGUGCACGGGCCCCGGCGCCCAGGGCGAGUACAGCGGCUGCUGGGCACACGGCUUCGAGUCACUGGGCGUCUUCACGGGGCCCGGUGGACACAGCUACCAGGGCCACUGGCAGCAAGGCAAGCGCGAAGGGCUGGGCGUGGAGCGCAAGAGCCGCUGGACGUACCGCGGCGAGUGGCUGGGCGGGCUGAAGGGGCGCAGCGGCGUGUGGGAAAGCGUGUCCGGCCUGCGCUACGCCGGGCUCUGGAAGGACGGUUUCCAGGACGGCUACGGCACCGAGACCUACUCCGACGGAGGCACCUACCAGGGCCAGUGGCAGGCCGGGAAGCGCCACGGCUACGGGGUGCGCCAGAGUGUGCCCUACCAUCAGGCGGCGCUGCUGCGCUCACCCCGCCGCACCUCCCUGGAUUCCGGCCACAGCGACCCCCCGACGCCACCCCCACCCCUGCCCCUGCCGGGCGACGAGGGAGGCAGCCCCGCCUCGGGCUCCCGGGGCGGCUUCGUGCUGGCCGGGCCCGGGGACGCCGACGGCGCGUCCUCCCGAAAGCGCACUCCGGCGACCGGCGGAUUCUUUCGUCGCUCGCUGCUGCUCAGCGGCCUCCGAGCGGGCGGACGUCGCAGCUCCCUGGGCAGCAAGCGAGGCUCCCUGCGCAGCGAGGUGAGCAGCGAGGUGGGCAGCACCGGACCGCCCGGCUCGGAGGCCAGCGGGCCCCCGGCCGCAGCACCGCCCGCCCUCAUCGAGGGCUCGGCCACAGAAGUGUACGCGGGCGAGUGGCGCGCAGACCGGCGCAGCGGCUUCGGCGUGAGCCAGCGCUCCAACGGGCUGCGCUACGAGGGCGAGUGGCUGGGCAACCGGCGGCACGGCUACGGACGCACCACCCGCCCCGACGGCUCCCGCGAGGAGGGCAAGUACAAGCGCAACCGGCUGGUGCACGGAGGGCGCGUCCGCAGCCUCCUGCCUCUGGCCCUUCGGCGGGGCAAAGUUAAGGAGAAGGUGGACAGGGCUGUCGAGGGCGCCCGUCGAGCCGUGAGCGCUGCCCGUCAGCGCCAGGAGGUCGCCGCUGCCAGGGCAGCAGACGCCCUCCUAAAGGCAGUGGCAGCCAGCAGUGUCGCUGAGAAGGCUGUGGAGGCAGCUCGAAUGGCCAAACUGAUAGCCCAGGACCUGCAGCCCAUGCUAGAGGCCCCAGGCCGCAGACCCAGGCAGGACUCAGAAGGUUCCGACACGGAGCCCCUGGAUGAGGACAGCCCUGGGGUGUAUGAGAACGGACUGACUCCCUCAGAGGGAUCCCCUGAACUGCCCAGCAGUCCUGCCUCCUCCCGCCAACCCUGGCGACCCCCUGCCUGCCGGAGCCCACUGCCUCCUGGAGGGGACCAGGGUCCCUUCUCCAGCCCCAAAGCUUGGCCCGAGGAGUGGGGGGGGCCAGGCGCACAGGCAGAGGAACUAGCUGGCUAUGAGGCUGAGGAUGAGGCUGGGAUGCAAGGGCCAGGGCCCAGAGAUGGUUCCCCACUCCUUGGAGGCUGCAGCGACAGUUCAGGAAGUCUUCGAGAGGAGGAGGGGGAGGAUGAAGAGCCCCUGCCCCUGCUGAGGGCCCCAGCAGGCACGGAGCCUGAGCCCAUCGCUAUGCUGGUCCUGAGGGGCUCGUCCUCGAGGGGUCCUGAUGCUGGGUGCCUGACAGAAGAACUCGGGGAGCCUGCUGCAACCGAGAGGCCUGCCCAGCCGGGAGCUGCCAACCCCCUGGUGGUGGGAGCCGUGGCCCUCCUGGACCUCAGCCUGGCGUUCCUGUUCUCCCAGCUCCUCACCUGAGGCUACUUCCUGGCCUGGUUCUGGCUUUGGUUGCGUGCCUCUUCACCCCUUUGACCUGCCUUUUUUCUCUUCUCCUCUUCCUGGCUGUUUUUCCUAUCUUUCUUUAUCUUCUUCCUUUCUUUUCUGUGCUCCUUUGUUUUUUUUCUCUCGCUUUCUCUUUCCCUCUCUUCUUUCAGAUUAUCUCAUUUCUUCUGGAUCUGUCUCUGUGUUCCUCACUCCCUUCCCCAUUCCAACCCCUUCUUUCUCUAGAUUGUUUACAUAUGAAGGGCUUUUCUCUCUCAGAGUUGCUGUCUUCUCUGAGACACACAAAUCUAAGUCAGACCAUUGCCCCACGCCCUCCCACCUUUUCUUUAGACCUCAACUUCGAUGCGGGUGGGGGUUUGGUGUCCUAAGGAGACUCCUGGAAGCUGAAUGGAAAGGAGGAGGAAGAAAAUGAAGAAGGAGUGAUUGAAUGCCGGGCAAGGGACAGGCUGCGCUGCUGUGGCUCCCUAGCCUGAGGGGCCUGCUGUCCCUCUGAGGCCUAGUGAAAAAGCUGCAGGAGGUGCAUCCUCCACCUCUAAUCUUGGAGGCUAUUAGCUCACCUCCAAGCACUGAGCUGGGUUCCUGCCCAAUUCCAUCCUUCCCUGAGGGAGAGAAGGGAAGUGAAAAGUAGAAUAACUCCCUACCAUUUCCCUCUUUUUCUCCUCAUCGGCCAGCCCCUCCUCCAGCCCCCUCUGGUGGCAUGCCAUGCCAAGAGCAACGUGUAAAGGAACAGAGAAUAUCCAAUGCAGUCAAGUCCACCCCGCCCAGACUUUGCCACUGCCUUCUCCCACCCUUCUGUCUCCCCCACAAUAGUUUAUUUGGUUGGUCUGGACUCACUUGUGGCCUUUGAUUAAAUUCCUAAGGGGCCUGAAGAAGACAUUUCUACUGCAGAGGGUUAGAGGCACUUGAGCAAGGCCCCCACACCCCAACUCUGGGAGUUGUGGUCGGGGGAGGCACUUCUUGGGGAUAGGACCAGACAAGAUAACAGGAGCUCACAAGGAAGCAGAAGCUGUGACAAGUUUAGUAGUCUCAAAAUGGGUUAUGUCCCUUCCCCCUUCACAUCAGAAUCUUGUGAAAUGGGAAAACAACAGAAGGAGGGGAUCAAAGAAAGCUGAUCUCACAUGCUUCCCAGGCAGGGCAGAGGUGGGAGUCAAACCUGGGUGACAGGUGGGUGGAGAGCCCUGUUUGAGGUUGUGGUUGAUCCCUCUCUGGUAUUAGCUUUUCCCCUGGGAGCAGGAAGCCCUAGGAAGAGGGGACUGUAGGGUCCCCAGGGGAUCUUUCCUCCCUCCCCUGCAUGAGGCAGAGGCAAGCUGCCUGCCAACCCCCUCCCUCAAGGAAUGGCCUUGCCCGGGAAUGCCCACCACACAUACCCUCUUUUUUUCUAGUCAAACUCUGUUUAUUCCUUGGCUUGCCUCCCUCCUUCCUCCCCUCUCAACCUUUACUUCUGAUUUCUAUUUCAUGGAAUUUGGGAUUGAAGUUAAACUACAACAGUGCCGCCAACACCAAGUCUUGCAGGAAAAAAAUACAAAGAAAUUUAACAAAAAAAAAAUAUAUUAAUAAAAAAGUUCAAAAAA